This is a messenger RNA of Morone saxatilis (striped sea-bass), 1358 nucleotides long. It is a transcript of the gene lsm4, whose product is annotated as LSM4 homolog, U6 small nuclear RNA and mRNA degradation associated. Lineage: Eukaryota; Metazoa; Chordata; Actinopteri; Moronidae. Gene Ontology annotation, molecular function: U6 snRNA binding. Gene Ontology annotation, biological process: nuclear-transcribed mRNA catabolic process; spliceosomal snRNP assembly; P-body assembly. The transcript is spliced from 5 exons. The coding region runs from base 131 to 583 and encodes 150 amino acids. Gene Ontology annotation, cellular component: spliceosomal tri-snRNP complex; U6 snRNP; P-body. The record is from RefSeq and is a predicted model, not a curated record.
UGUCAACCGCCGUAAUACAAGAGGAAGAAGAAGAAGCGGCGGCAGUAGACCAGUGAGAGGUGAAAUCGUGUGAAAGGCCGAAGAGAGAAACAGCAAUAAGACCGUAAAUCAACAAAGAGAUACUGCCACAAUGCUUCCACUAUCUCUGCUGAAGACUGCCCAGAACCAUCCUAUGCUGGUGGAGCUGAAGAAUGGAGAGACAUACAACGGCCACCUUGUCAGCUGCGACAACUGGAUGAACAUCAACCUGAGAGAAGUUAUCUGCACCUCAAGGGAUGGAGAUAAGUUCUGGAGGAUGCCCGAGUGCUACAUCAGAGGAAGCACCAUCAAGUAUCUGCGAAUUCCAGACGAGAUCAUCGACAUGGUGAAGGAGGAGGUUGUGUCGAAGGGCCGCGGACGUGGAGGCACCCAGCAGAACAAACAGCAGGGCAAAGGAAGAGGAGGAGCCGGCCGCGGUCUGUUCGGUGGCCGUGGCAGGGGAAUGACCGGCCCUGGUCGGGGACAGCAGCAACAGCAACAGCAACAGCCGCAGCAGCAGGAUAAGAAAAUGGGCAAACCACAGGGAAUGAAGAACCAGCACUAAGAGACAACAUUAAACCAUCAACAACACAUAACUCAGUGAUUACUCCUUCAGUACAUGAAGAUAAAAUUAACUCUCUGGUGUUUCUUUCUGCUGUGAUAUUUGUCAAGACUGACCAUUGUAGAAAUCACACUGGGAGAAGUAAAGAGAAGCUGUGCUUUUGCACUGAAUUUUGUUUUUUAGCAUCUGUAAGUUGCUUUUUUUUAUUAUGACCACGUACCAGUGUAUCAGUCUCAGACUCCUUCUUUAGUAUCAAUGUAUAUGUAUCAUUACAACUUUGCAAGAAUGUUUUGUAUCAUAAAUCACAUUAUAUUAUCCCAAAAAACAGUUUUCCAUCAGUUGGUACACUGGAAUUAGGUUUUUAUUUUAAUUUCUUUGGUGGUAGUUUUCAUGGUAAAGAAACUGCCCUGCCCCAACUUAUGUUGCAUGAAUAUUUUUUUUUAACUUGCUCUUUAUUUUUGUGUUGUCUGUAAAGUUCUGUGGUUUUGCAACCUUUUUGUUUGUCUGCUGCGCUGUACGGUCCGAUCACAGCAGUAGAUUGACAGUCAGGGAACGAGGAAUCAGCCCCUGAAAAUCAACACUUUUGUUAAAGCAUUUCUAAGAUGACACAUAAUAAUUACGAUUUCCAAAAAAAAAAAAAAAAUCUCAUUUUCUUAAGUCUGAAAUGAUUAAGUCCAACGUGUUUCGUGUUGGUUGGGUUUCAUUUUAUUUUUGUAGCUAAAGACGGUGUUGUAAUUUAUUUACAUGAGAACAUGAGAAUAAAACAACUUUUGUUAAA